Messenger RNA from Dibothriocephalus latus, 474 nucleotides. Lineage: Eukaryota; Metazoa; Platyhelminthes; Cestoda; Diphyllobothriidea; Diphyllobothriidae. The record is from the annotation of a GenBank genome assembly.
AUGAAGUCCUUCAUCGAGACACUUGGCGAAGGAAUUCGUUCAACAGCCGUCCUCGAAUGUUUGGACGACCAAGUGCUGAUCGUAGCGACGGCGUUUAACAUUUCGUCCUCCCUAGCCACGGCCACUAUCUUCGAGCGUCUACGACGAGAAUUUGGCGUAUCCUCGACGCCGUGGGCCGCCCGGAGGUCCCUAAGGGUCAGGCGCCAACUGACAGGAGAGUCAGCAGGCGAAUACCAAAGCCAUGACCGCGUUUUGGCAAGCAAAGCCUACCCAGAUGCCAGCUAUGUCGAUUUAGAAUCGAAGAUUCUGGACAUCUUCAUUGAAGGUGAAAUUAGUCCUGAUGUAAGGCGCCAAUUCGUUCGUACCCCACCAGCCUCCAUUAAGUUGGCUAUCGAGUACGCCAGACAAGAGGAGUCGGCCUUCAUUGCCAUGCCCCAACGCGAAGUUACCCCCUCGAUGAACUUCGGUCCCCGG